AUGGGACGCAGUGAGGUAGGUGACAGUGGAAUAGGAAGAAGUGAGGUAGAAGACAGUGGAAUAGGACGUAGUGAGGUAGGAGACAGUGAGAUAGGACGCAGUGAGGUAGGAGACAGUGAGAUAGGACGUAGUGAGGUAGGAGACAGUGGAGUAGGACGUAGUGAGGUAGAAGACAGUGGAAUAUUACGUAGUGAGGUAGGAGACAGUGGAAUAGGACGUAGUGAGGUAGGAGACAGUGCGAUAGGACGAAGUGAGGUAGGAGACAGUAAGAUAGGACGUAGUGAGAUAGGAGACAGUGGAGUAGGACGCAAUGAGGUAGAAGACUGUGGAAUAGGACGUAGUGAGGAAGACAGUGAGAUAGGACGUAGUGAGGUAGGAGACAGUAGAGUAGGACGUAGUGAGGUAGGAGACAGUGAGAUAGGACGUAGUGAGGUAGGAGACAGUGAGAUAGGACGUAGUGAGGUAGGAGACAGUGAGAUAGGACGCAGUGAGGUAGAAGACAGUGGAGUAGGACGUAGUGAGGUAGAAGACAGUGGAAUAGGACGUAGUGAGGUAGGAAACAAUGAGAUAGGACGUAGUGAGGUAGGAGACAGUGGAAUAGGACGUAGUGAGGUAGGAGACAGUGAGAUAGGACGCAGUGAGGUAGGAGACAGUGAGAUAGGACGUAGUGAGGUAGGAGACAGUGAGAUAGGACGCAGUGAGGUAGGAGACAGUGGAAUAGGACGUAGUGAGGUAAGAGACAGUGAGAUAGGACGUAGUGAGGUGGAAUAG
Ylistrum balloti is the source of this 771-nucleotide messenger RNA. RefSeq lists its product as uncharacterized. NCBI's taxonomy places the organism in Eukaryota, Metazoa, Mollusca, Bivalvia, Pectinida, Pectinidae. The transcript is spliced from 2 exons. The record is from RefSeq and is a predicted model, not a curated record. Bases 1 to 771 code for a protein of 256 amino acids.